Frieseomelitta varia is the source of this 3431-nucleotide messenger RNA. Its product is annotated as armadillo segment polarity protein. Gene Ontology annotation, biological process: cell adhesion; positive regulation of transcription by RNA polymerase II. The coding region runs from base 233 to 2671 and encodes 812 amino acids. Gene Ontology annotation, cellular component: adherens junction; catenin complex. Gene Ontology annotation, molecular function: protein phosphatase binding; transcription coactivator activity; alpha-catenin binding. The record is from RefSeq and is a predicted model, not a curated record. The transcript is spliced from 7 exons. NCBI's taxonomy places the organism in Eukaryota, Metazoa, Arthropoda, Insecta, Hymenoptera, Apidae.
GGCGAGGCUUUCCGCGUCGUUUUCCGCCAUCUUUAGUUGACGGAUUCGAGGCAAGAAAGGUGAACAGCUCCGUACGGGGAAGAGAUAGGUGAAUUAAAGCGUCGGGGGCAAUCGAGAAUUUGCUGGAUCGAGCGUGAGGUAGUGAGUCAUUCGUGUCUUGAUUCGAGCACGAUUCACGAAGUCGCCUUCGGUCGAUCGCUGUACGGUGUGGAUAGACUCUCCCGUAGGAGCCAUGAGUUAUCAAAUGCCUUCGAAUCAAUCCAGACCAAUGUCUCACGGGAAUUAUCAAGGUUUGGGUGAUCUACCCAUGGGCUCUGCCAAAGAACAAACUUUGAUGUGGCAACAGAAUUCAUACAUGGGUGAUUCAGGAAUACAUUCUGGUGCUGUCACCCAGGCACCAUCUCUGUCAGGCAAGGAAGACGACGAGAUGGAGGGUGAUCAGCUAAUGUUUGAUUUGGAUCAAGGAUUUGCUCAGGGAUUCACUCAAGAUCAGGUCGACGAAAUGAAUCAACAAUUGAAUCAUACAAGAUCUCAACGAGUUCGUGCAGCUAUGUUUCCUGAAACAUUAGAGGAGGGUAUAGAAAUCCCUUCGACGCAAUAUGACCCAGCUCAACCUACAGCUGUUCAAAGAUUGGCAGAACCAAGUCAAAUGUUGAAGCAUGCGGUUGUCAAUUUGAUAAACUAUCAAGAUGAUGCAGAUCUUGCAACACGUGCAAUACCAGAAUUAAUAAAAUUACUAAAUGACGAGGACCAAGUUGUUGUGUCUAAGGCGGCAAUGGUAGUUCAUCAACUUUCUAAGAAGGAAGCAUCUCGUCAUGCUAUCAUGAACAGUUCACAAAUGGUUGCCGCUUUAGUUCGUGCCAUUUCAAACAGUGACGAUCUCGAGUCGACAAAAGCUGCAGUUGGUACAUUGCAUAAUUUAUCUCAUCACAGACAAGGUCUUCUGGCUAUUUUCAAAAGCGGAGGUAUACCCGCUCUUGUGAAACUUUUGAGUUCACCAAUGGAAUCGGUGUUGUUUUACGCUAUCACGACUCUUCAUAAUUUACUUUUACAUCAGGAUGGUUCUAAAAUGGCAGUACGACUUGCUGGAGGACUGCAGAAAAUGGUUGCUCUGCUGCAGCGUGAUAAUGUCAAAUUUUUAGCUAUAGUAACCGACUGCUUGCAAAUUCUUGCAUAUGGUAAUCAAGAGAGCAAAUUAAUUAUAUUAGCUUCUCAAGGGCCAAUAGAAUUGGUACGCAUAAUGCGUUCUUACGAUUACGAGAAGCUUCUGUGGACGACUUCGAGAGCCUUGAAAGUAUUGUCGGUUUGUCUUAGUAAUAAACCAGUGAUAGUCGAGGCUGGUGGUAUGCAAGCACUUGCUAUGCAUCUCGGUAAUCCAAGCCAGAGACUCGUCCAGAAUUGUUUGUGGACGUUACGAAAUUUAUCGGAUGCUGGAACCAAAGUCGACGGAUUGGAAGGUUUAUUACAGAGUCUUGUACAAGUUCUUAGCUCUACCGACGUCAAUGUCGUCACAUGUGCUGCUGGCAUCUUGUCGAAUUUGACUUGCAAUAAUCAACGUAACAAAGUAACAGUAUGUCAAGUAGGCGGUGUAGAUGCUCUUGUACGUACGAUCAUUUAUGCAGACAGUCGGGAAGAGAUCAGCGAGCCAGCAGUAUGUGCGCUCCGUCACUUAACGUCACGUCACGUAGAAGCUGAAAUGGCACAGAAUUCGGUCCGCCUAAAUUAUGGAAUACAAGUGAUAGUGAAACUAUUACACCCGCCUUCGCGUUGGCCAUUGGUUAAAGCAGUAAUAGGAUUAAUUCGCAACUUGGCGCUUUGUCCAGCAAAUCACGGCCCGCUUCGUGAUCACGGCGCAAUUCAUCAUCUGGUCAGGCUUCUGAUGCGUGCUUUCCCUGAGACACAACGGCAGCAACGUUCAUCCGUGGCAAGCACUGGAAGUCAGCAGACAUCAGGAGCAUAUGCGGAUGGUGGUGUUCGAAUGGAGGAGAUAGUGGAAGGUACUGUGGGAGCGCUCCAUAUUCUUGCAAGGGAGUCACACAAUAGGGUCAUUAUCAGAUCUCAGAACGUAAUUCCGAUCUUCGUGCAGUUGCUAUUUAACGAGAUUGAAAACAUUCAACGCGUCGCAGCUGGUGUACUUUGCGAACUCGCCGCGGAUAAAGAAGGUGCCGAAAUGAUCGAACAAGAAGGUGCUACUGCUCCUUUAACGGAGUUGCUUCACUCUAGGAAUGAAGGUGUCGCGACCUAUGCGGCAGCCGUUUUGUUCCGCAUGAGCGAAGAUAAACCACAGGAAUAUAAGAAACGACUUUCCAUGGAACUUACCAACUCUCUGUUACGCGAGGAUACAAAUCUUUGGAAUAACGCUGACUUUGGGAUGGGUCCAGAUUUACAGGACAUGCUUGGCCCUGAUCAAGGCUAUGACGGUAUGUAUGGACAAGGACCCCCUAGUGUACACAGCAGCCACGGAGGCCGAGGUUAUCAACCGCAAGGUUAUGACCAGAUACCAGUAGAUUCGAUGCAAGGGUUGGAAAUAGGUGGAGGGUCGACAUAUGGCGCGAUGGACACUAUGGACGUGGCGCACGAGGGUGACCUGAGUUUCGAUCAUUUAGGAGAGCUUCCUGCACCGCCGCAAGAUAAUAAUCAGGUUGCAGCUUGGUACGACACCGAUCUCUGAAACUGUGCCAGCAUCGUAUCUCGCCAGAGAAACGGAUUCGUGAGGCUCUUAAGUAAUUUCAAUACGGACUAGUAUUGAAAUUACUAGCUUUGAGACUAGUAUUGAAAUUACUAUUACUAGAAAUUACUCGUUUCGGGAUUCGCGAUACAAAUAGGCGAUCGUUUUGUGCGAUUCGAUAGUUCCGAAAAUUUUGCGUGAAAUCUAUGAUACGAUUGUUGCUCGAGUAUUGAAUGUCGGAUGAGAUCAAUGACUGUUGAAUGAACGAUAAUGAUCUAUCGUAUAAUAUCUAUGUAUGUCUAUUAAGCUAGACAUUUUUGUCUAAAUUUUUUAAGAUCGCUUGUUUGAUACUACCCAAUACUAUUUGAUGUUGUAUAUUACUUAAGUAGUAUUGUAUCAUAGAUUUCUUUUGAAAUUCAUAAAAUUAUUGAAUCGUAGAUGACGAUCACCUAUUUAUACCCUUAACUUCGAAACGAUAGUAUCAUUCUCGAGUAUCAGUGAAUUACAAUCAAGUAUAAAUAUAAAUGAAUAUCAAUGAACUUUCGCAUUACGUAUUUUACAGGGUAGUUAUACUUAAUUUUUAUUAUUAUCAUUAACGUAGCUACGCAAUCGUGGCGGUACUUUGCCUCAUUCGAUGCUUUGUACGCGCCUCUGAUCGCUGUCGAUGUAUUAGACCUAAGUGAGAGACACGUAAUUCAUACACACCAUGUAUAUGUAUCAUUUAAUUGUUCAUACGAAUAAACUGAACGAUUAAGUAUUCAAA